Molecule: messenger RNA, 687 nt
Organism: Marchantia polymorpha subsp. ruderalis
Lineage: Eukaryota; Viridiplantae; Streptophyta; Marchantiopsida; Marchantiales; Marchantiaceae
Source: the annotation of a GenBank genome assembly
ACAACAUAUACUCUCGAUGGUUGCUGGUGAAAAUGAACAGUUCGCUUGCGCGUGGAGCCACUGUCCUCGUUGACCCAUGUCGGAUUUGAAAUACACCUGCCACUCCCUUGAAGUCACAUUCUUCUACCCAAAACAGUGUGCAGGAAACGAAACACCUUCUGAAUUCCUGAUCUGAACUGCCUUGUGUCUGACGAUACUGACUGGUUGUACGCUUCCUGCCAACAAUGAUUAUAGCACAGUCGUAGUACUUUACUGUACUCGCACGAGACGCUAAGUUGCAUAAGCUGCAGAUGAAUAAUCAUGUAUUUGACUUCUCUACUUCUGGACUUCAGUUGUUUGAUUGGUUGUAUGUUGACGAGACUGGGUUUUUGAUGAUCGACGAGAACCCCAGUGAACGAACGGGUUCCAGAUUGUCUGUGGAGAAUCCCCUGAAAACGCAGGUAAUUGACGAGCUAUCAGUAAGUGAGACUUUGGAGCAGAAGGGAGUUCAUCGGCCUCGGAUCAGGUGGAGUGGUGUUGUACCGAUCCAACUUCUGCUCAAGAAUCGUGAGUGUUGUUCGGACGGAGGUGUAUGUGAGUGUAUUGCCCAUAGAAACGAAUGCUGCACUCGGAGGUUCUCUCAAACCUAAACAUGUGAUACAUUGAUUUGGCCACCCAUCUGCAAAUAAAGCUCACCUCUUUGAACUG